GGUUCAAUCUUUAGUUGCACUGCCCUUUCAAUUCUGAAAUCACUUGCUCCUGCUAGUGUGAAGGGUUCCAUGAAAUCUCAAUGUCAAGUGAGCACUUUCUUCAGUGUAGAGUGCUUUGAUUAAGUUUCAAAAUUACUUUUUUUUUUUUUUUUUUGACACGAAAUGCUGUGGGAAAUGCUUGUGAAACACCGAGAGUAUCUGGAAAGACAAAGGGAAACUUUCAAAUUCAGAAUAAAAAAACUGACUGCAAAGCAAGCGGACAUAUUGAAGAAAUCCACAUUUAUGAGAGAAACCAUCUCAAAGAAGUAUGAAGACAUUGUAAAGGUGCUGGAAGGGGAUUUGAAAGUGACCCUGGACCAACUUGAAGCAGAGGCCAAAGCGGCUGUUCAUACCAUUGACUGUCGUAUAGAAAAAUGUCACCUGAUAGCCCAAGAUAUUGAACAAGAGUUAGCAGAGCUCAGCCUUCAACAGCAGCAGAACAAACAGCAAUCGUACACAAAGAAUGCAGAGACUGAAGAGAGAGUUAUAGAAGUCAUGAACAUCAGCAAUCCUGAUUCUGUUCAGCUGGAUGACUUCAAGUCCAGUCAGCUGCUGAGCCUUAUCAAUAAUUUACAGCUGUUCAUCCGCGCUCAGAUCCCAGUGACUAGAAAAGUCUUCCAGAGCUAUGCCUCUGAAGUUGUGCUGGACCCCGAGACUGCACAUCCCAAGCUGAUCAUUUCCCCCGAUGGCACCUCGGCCACCUUCUCAGACGAGUGGCAGGAGCUCCCUGACAGUCUGGUGCGCUUUGACACCACUCUGAACGUUAUCAGCACAGAGGGCUUCUCAGAAGGAAGGCACUACUGGGAGGUAGAUGUAGGAGGCAAGACCUACUGGGAGCUGGGGGUCACCUACCCUAGCAUCUCCCGAAAAGGCAGAGAGGAAGACUGCUGGCUGGGCAGGAGCGGGGCAUCGUGGUGCGUGGAGUACUUCAAUGGGGAGUACACAGCCUGGCACGAUGGGCAAUCCUACCCGCUGCCCAUCAACAAGGUCUUUAAGAGGAUCGGAGUGUAUGUCAGCUACCCGGCCGGGGUCAUCUCUUUCCAUGGGGCUGACAACAUGAUGCAGCUGUUCACAUUCUGUGCUGGCACCUUUACGGAUAUCCUUCACCCAGCUGUGUGUCCUGGGCAUGACAACGAAGGCACCAACAGAAAAGCGAUUCAAAUUUGCAGCUCUCUGAAAACAUGAGCAGGACUUAGCAUGAAUAAGGAAGGCAAUGCAAUUCAAACGGCUGCAAAGAUAUCAGGAUAUGGAAUGGCAUGAAACAUGCAAAUGAAGACUGUGUGAGCUUACCUGUAUGGGACAAAUGGCAGGCCCUGCAGAACCAUUUGGUUAAGGCAUGCUUCCCCCCAUGUUAAUGCUUCAGUGAUAAAUGGUAAAGGCAUGCACAAUGCAACUGUCAACUGGUCACAUGAAAUCUCUGAGAAACUAACAUUAUUUCAGUGUCUGUUGUUUUUAUGUUUGUUUAAUAUAUAUGAAGUUGAGAAGAAACACUUAUUAUACAAGUGAAUAAAUAACAUCUGUGAAAUACAAGAAAAGGUCUGGUCAUUUCAGUUAUAAAGAAAUAUUCUCAUUGGAUAUGUAUGGAGUAAAUUAUAAAACUAUGGACAAAGGGGGAGGUAAUCAUUUGUAUUUUAUUUUAAAAACAGUUUGUGAAAUUUUAUUUGUGAAUACCCAGUCUGUAACUCGUUAGCAAUGCAGACUUUGUACAUACAAGUUAAUAUUGGACUUGACAUUGUGUAAAGCAGUGACUGCAAUCAUAAUUUAUCAAUUAGAAGAACUCUGUAUUUGAUUAUUAUAUACGUGGAAAACUUCUUAUAUUUAAUGUAUUUCUGCACUCCAAUAGUUUUCAAAAAUUAAAAACAAAUAUCUCUGUAAGCUGUGUGAAAUAAAAUUAAACACAAUUUAGAGUACCCAAGCAAUGUCAUUCAGUUUUGCCACCUUCCCAUUUCCUUGAAAUGUAUGGGCUUAUUCAAUUUCCUUGUUUCAACUGGUUUAGUUUGAAGUGUAUGUAAAAGGAACAAUGUUUGUAUGAAGUAUGAACUA
Messenger RNA from Acipenser ruthenus (sterlet), 2082 nucleotides. RefSeq names its product E3 ubiquitin-protein ligase TRIM39-like. Bases 163 to 1224 code for a protein of 353 amino acids. Lineage: Eukaryota; Metazoa; Chordata; Actinopteri; Acipenseriformes; Acipenseridae. Gene Ontology annotation, molecular function: protein binding. The record is from RefSeq and is a predicted model, not a curated record. The transcript is spliced from 5 exons.